UUCUCUUCUCCAGCAAUCUAUUCGACGGCUUCCAAACGUCAGUCCAGUCCUUGAACAAAACAAAAACCCGGUUCCACAACUGCCAUGCAAUGAGCAUUCGCCUGCCCUAGUCCUGUCCGCCGCACCCCUCCAAACCCGUUUUCCGUACGACCAACGGCCGUCUUCGUCCCGAGCUACAUUUCCCGAUACCGCUGGGUCGAGGCCUGCUGAGCCAAAGGAACCCAAAAAAAAAUAAAAAAAAGAAUAUUGUUUUGCGCCCACGAUCACACCCAGAUCGCGUCUUCAAGCUCGGACGAACCUUGGCCUAGUGUGGUUCCUUUAAAUAUCAGUUUCAGAAUUUCGGGCUGUCCCGGGCCGCUGGGCUUUCAUCCUUUGCGCAAUCGAGGGUUUCCCCUACCUUAUCGCCAUACAUAUACAUACCAUCCAUACAUAGUUUAUCCCUGCAAUUAUAUUUCCUUUCCCACCGGACCUCUUCCUCCUCCUCCUCCUCCUCCCCGCUUGGGACGCUUAGCUUCUCCCUCCUGACCGGCAAGCAAAGCCAUCCCUUCCCUCCCCCGAACAGGCACAGCUUCGGGGAUCAUAACGACUGGCCCAUUGAGGGAGAAACGUUGGGGUUGGGAUCCGGAUCAGGACAGACGCAACCGCACCGAGAGGAAGUGUGCUUGGGUCUUGACACAUUAAAACUGCGUCAAUUCAGAAAACUAUUGCUGGCAUGGCAGAGACUGCUGCAAACAACUCAGCAGAUGCUCUGUCAUCGCCCGGCAGUGUGAAGGAAAGCCAGCGACCAUGGGAUCAAUCCCCUUCAAAUGGACAAGAUUCCACGAAUCCCGCCCCUUCCAAGCCUCGAACGUCCCACGAUUCUACAGCUCCCCACCCAAAAUACAACUCAAAGAACAGUAUUUCCGACGCCGUGAAUGGAACCCCCGUUUCCGGCACCCUGUCGCGAUCGGGGUCAAGACAGGGCCAUCUCCAGGAUCAGGGUUAUUUAGCAACUCAUCGGGGCGAUACAUCAAGCCGGAUGGACACUGGUCUAGGCCCCGGCGGCAGCGACUCAGACAGUCUAUUGGACCUUUAUGAACAGGAGCCGGCAGAUCGCAGCUCAUCCAGUAUCAUGGAUUCAACGGACCCAAAGCCGGACAAGGGAGGCUACUACCGGCCCCAAGAGCCCGACGACUCGCACUGGAUUCAUCGGGACAAGCUGGCGAAGAUCGAGAGCGAAGAGCUACAGCAAUUCGGUAUCCAAGCUCAAGAUCCUGUGCUGAUGAGACAUAGAUCAGACAGCAAAAGAGGCCGUAGCUACGAGUCCCAGAGUAUUGGAACAAAUGGAAGCGUGGAGCCAAACGAAUCGUUUCCCACCAUCCACGAGGAUAAGAGACAACGGCUUGCUUCACCUAUUCCCAUCGACGACGGUCCGCAGGACGAAGACGUUGGGCCGGCCGUGUUCGAGGACCCACGUCUACCAGAAGAAAUCGCGGCUGAUCCCUAUGAAGAUGGUGGUAGCGCGUCGUCGUCAAGAGUGUACCGCAUGCCUGGUUUGAGGAAGAGCUCGUCUCGGAUUCCGGUUCUCGCUUCGAGCCCUCACCCCAUUCCUCACGAGUACCUGGGCCGCGACUCUCCUCUCCCCAGAACUAGGAACAAUACGGUGACCAGCGGAGAUGAAGAUACCUUGUCGUUUUCAAAAACCCGACGCCUCAGCGAAUCGGCGCCCCGCGUGUUGCAGACCCCAGAGCCGCAGAUCGAGACAACCCCCCCGCAAAGCUCCCAACCCUCCACUGCGAGUCGUCAAUUGCAGAAUUCACCUUCCAAGGCGAAGCACUCUGCCAAAUCGACCCCCGCCACGAGCCGUAAAGCUUCCGGCACCCAAGAUACGCGGAAAAGUUCGGGAACCCACAAGAAAGCGGCCGCCAGCAACGGCAACGGUAGCAUCCAGAAUCAGCGUCCGGGCACAAGAUCCGGAGAGCGUCGGCCCCCAACCGGACUCAAUCGCCCAGAAGGGGAUCCUCCGUGGCUGGCGACUAUGUACAAGCCAGAUCCACGCCUGCCACCAGACCAGCAGAUGCUUCCCACCCACGCGAAAAGGCUCCAGCAAGAGCUCUGGGAAAAGGAGGGCAGGAUACCGUCUACCUACGACAAGGAUUUUGCUCCAUUGGCCAUUCGACGUGAUGAGAAGCCUCCAUCUCCCGUCGCAGAGCCCGAACUGCCAAAGGAAGAAGACCCCUGUCCCAUUGUUUUCGCGCCUCCAUCACUGCCGUCACUACCAUCACCGCCAAAGAGCCCGGAGAUGAGAGACCAUCCCGGGAAAGGUGAUACUGACCGCUCAGGUUACAAAUCAAUACCUUCUCUGAUCCCUAGCGCUACAGAACCGACGUUCACGACGUCCAUCAGUGCGAAACCGGGGCCCAGUCCCAUGCAAGAACAACCCCCUCCCAAAAAGAAGAGCUGCUCUUGCUGCGUUGUUAUGUGA
Coccidioides immitis RS is the source of this 2464-nucleotide messenger RNA. RefSeq lists its product as uncharacterized. Lineage: Eukaryota; Fungi; Ascomycota; Eurotiomycetes; Onygenales; Onygenaceae. The transcript is spliced from 2 exons. The record is from RefSeq and is a predicted model, not a curated record. The coding region runs from base 713 to 2464 and encodes 583 amino acids.